AUGAAUAUCCUGUAUCCUAACUCUGGGUGCCGGAACCUUCCAGGGACCAGAGAGGAUGAUGAUGAUGAUGCUGAUGAUUAUGAGAACAUGGCGCCAUCCUACAAGGCCCUUCCUCCCAAGCCAGCUUCAGUGGCUCCACCAAGGCCUCCACGGGCAGGAAUACAAGCAGAAACUCCUCCACUUUCCAGAAAGCCCCUGAAAACCACAGGCCUGGACCUCAUCCCUGUCACCCGCACAUCUCAACUGGGAAUUGCUCUCGAGGUUCCUCCAUUCCAGCCACCGCAAGUCAGUUUAAGGAUCCUUUCCGCACACUCUCAAGCACCAGUAUCGGUCUCUCAGUCCUCAUUCUCACCCCCAGCAACCCCAGUGCCCUGGAUCAGUCAGAAAUCUGGGGGUCCUGGGUGCUUCCAGGAGGAGAGACGGCUGGUUUUCUUGUGUCUUCUGGUGGUGGUGUCACUCUUCCUGGGCUGCACUGGUCUGGCUGUAACCCUGAUUAAGUACCAGGCGGUGGUGGAAGAACUGAAGAUGUUAACCGUUCAGCAGAUGGCAUGGCAAGCAAAUGUGACUGGCAUGGCGGGGCUUGCUGGCCUGAAGAAGGACAUUGACCGAGUAAGAGCUAACACCAACCAGUCUCUGAUGGAACUCCGGGGCUUAUUAGACUGUGCCAGGGUCACCUGCCCUGAGGGCUGGCUCCCUUUUCAGGGCAAGUGUUACUACUUCUCCCCCAACACCAAGUCAUGGGAUGAAGCCCGAAAGUUCUGCCAAGAGAAUUACUCUCACUUGGUCAUCAUCAGUAGCAUUGAUGAGCAGAACUUUGUGGUCAAGGCUCACGGCUCUCCACGGGUGCACUGGCUGGGACUGAGUGACAGGGAACACGAAGGGGACUGGAAGUGGCUGGAUGGGUCGCCUGUCACUUUGAGCUUCUGGGAACCAGAGGAACCUAACAACCUGAAUGAUGAGGACUGUGUCAGCAUGACCAAACAAGGCACCUGGAAUGACCUCUCUUGCAACAAAGCUACGUAUUGGAUUUGUGAGCGGAAAUGCUCCUGUUGA
Molecule: messenger RNA, 1053 nt
Organism: Myotis lucifugus (little brown bat)
Lineage: Eukaryota; Metazoa; Chordata; Mammalia; Chiroptera; Vespertilionidae
Gene: CLEC17A
Product: C-type lectin domain containing 17A
Exons: 12
Coding region: 1-1053 (350 amino acids)
Molecular function (GO): signaling receptor activity
Source: RefSeq, a predicted model, not a curated record